AUGUCCUUCAUCUAUCUCAACCGCGCAACGCACGUCGUCUCUCUCAUCCCCGCCCUCUUCGGCAUCAACCUCCUCACGCGCCCUGAAGCAACCCUCCAAUCAUUCCAGUACCCUAUCCCCACAGACCCUCAGGCUCAAAAGCUUGUUCGUGGCCUUGCACGUAUCUACGGAUGUCGAAAUCUUGUCGUUAGCUUUUUGUUCUUCAACAUUAGCCUCACUGGGGAUAGGAAGCUUAUGAGCUUCGGGUAUCUUGGGGCGCUGGCUAUGUGUGUUACUGAUGGGCUUGUCGCGAGGAAUGUAGUUGGGCAUGGGGAGUGGCAGCAUUGGUCGUUUGCGCCGCUUUGUAUUGGGUUGUUGGUUGGAUUGAACUGGUGA
Messenger RNA from Fusarium fujikuroi IMI 58289, 375 nucleotides. RefSeq names its product related to integral membrane protein. The transcript has a single exon. The record is from RefSeq and is a predicted model, not a curated record. The coding region runs from base 1 to 375 and encodes 124 amino acids. NCBI's taxonomy places the organism in Eukaryota, Fungi, Ascomycota, Sordariomycetes, Hypocreales, Nectriaceae.